Messenger RNA from Chenopodium quinoa (quinoa), 1069 nucleotides. Its product is annotated as non-specific lipid transfer protein-like 1. The transcript is spliced from 4 exons. The record is from RefSeq and is a predicted model, not a curated record. Bases 200 to 871 code for a protein of 223 amino acids. Lineage: Eukaryota; Viridiplantae; Streptophyta; Magnoliopsida; Caryophyllales; Amaranthaceae.
AUCAUUAGAACCUUCCACUCAUAUCCUUCCACAUAAGUCAGAGGCAGUUGGUCUCACUACAGAAAUACUCUGCUUUUACUCAUAAUAACACUCAAAAUACACUUCCACUCUAUAAAUCAGUCUUUUUUUUUGUAAGUUCUUCACCACAAAAAUUCAGCAAAACAAAAAACACUUGGAGAAAAGUACUAAAAUCAAGUAAAUGGAUAGGUUAAAUUUUACUUCAUCAAAAGCAGCAUUAUCCAUCUUAACUUAUAUUUUAGUAGUAAGUUCAGUGAAUGGGCAGGUAACUACACCAUGCACUGCCUCAAUGAUAGCCACCUUCACCCCAUGCAUGAACUACCUGACCAGCAGCACGGCCAAUGGCUCAUCCCCAUCGUCGAACUGCUGUGGUGCCUUGAGAUCAGUGAUGAGCAGUAGUGUCGACUGUGCUUGCCUCAUGGUCACUGCUAGUAUUCCUCUGCCUCAACUAGUGAACAGAACUCUUGCACUUGGACUCCCUAGGGUUUGUAACAGUGGUGGUGUUCCUAUUAAGUGUGAAGCAUCUGGUAGUCCUCUCCCUGCUCCAGGUCCUUUGCAGUUUGGAGCACCUCCCCCAGCAGGAGCCUCACCUAGCCCGGCAUUCAGUCCCCAAGCAUCCAAAGCAACAGCCUUUACACCAGCACCCGAACCAACGGGCACAGAAGUAUCACAGGUGGUGGCACCAUCAACGGUGGAUGUCGAGGCACCAUCCUCAGUGGAAGUUGAGGCACCAUCAAGGACUCCUAGAAUUAGACCAGUGUUGACCCCAUCAACCUCAAGUGCAUCAAUGAUCCUCUCAUCACCUACUACUAUUUGGGCAUUUCUAAUGGGAUUCAUGCUAUUCACAUUGUAACGUAACAUGUUUUUACGUAUAUAUCAAGUUAAAGAUUGCGGUCGAGUGCCCCCAUAAUCCAUAGGCUCUUGUAUGUUGUAUUAGAUUCAUGUAAUAAUUAAAUUUGUUUAAAAGCUACUAGUACAAUUACUACUACAAUCCUCUUAUUUGACAUGUCUUGAUUCCAUUUAAGCAACAAUUGAUAUAUAUUUUUGGUUU